Molecule: messenger RNA, 500 nt
Organism: Micropterus dolomieu (smallmouth bass)
Lineage: Eukaryota; Metazoa; Chordata; Actinopteri; Centrarchiformes; Centrarchidae
Gene: macrod1
Product: mono-ADP ribosylhydrolase 1
Exons: 7
Coding region: 72-485 (137 amino acids)
Biological process (GO): peptidyl-glutamate ADP-deribosylation; purine nucleoside metabolic process; DNA damage response
Cellular component (GO): nucleoplasm
Molecular function (GO): ADP-ribosylglutamate-[protein] hydrolase activity
Source: RefSeq, a predicted model, not a curated record
CUCUUUCAGCCAACAAGACUCUGCUCGGCGGAGGUGGAGUGGACGGAGCGAUCCACCGCGCUGCAGGUCCAAUGCUAAAAAAGGAGUGUGCUUCCCUCCACGGCUGCGAGACCGGAGAGGCUAAGAUCACUUGUGGCUACGGCCUCCCAUCAAAGUAUGUUAUCCACACAGUGGGGCCAAUUGCACAAGGAGGAGUGGGCGAGGAGGAGAAGAGGGCCUUGAGGUCGUGCUACAAGAACAGCCUGGAAACAGCCACCAAAAACGCUGCACGCUCUGUGGCUUUCCCUUGUAUCUCCACUGGAAUCUACGGAUAUCCACCUGAGCAGGCUGUGCACGAGGCGUUAGCAACUGUGAGGGAGUAUCUGGAUCACCAUCAUGACAAGCUGGACAGAGUCAUCUUCUGUGUGUUCUUGCCGACGGAUAAGGAGCUGUAUCUGCAGAACCUCCCGCUCUACUUCCCUGCCGGUUCUCUGGCCGCUAUGUGACGCUUACCUGUUCCC